AUGCCCCCCAAGCAAUGGUAUUGGGGCCAUGGGGCGGAGUGUCCGCGUCUGGAAAAAGGUCCGUUGGACAUUACAUCCAAUAUCAUUCUGGGCCAUUGCUCUGUUGAAUACGGUCAAUGGGACUCGGUUGAUACUGUCGGUUCCGUAAAUACCACUGUCUCCAACUCUAUUAUUGCUCUACCUAUCGGUCAACAAUUCGGAGCUCAUGUUGAAACCAGACCAGCCACCUUCUAUGGCAACCUCUGGGUCAGCGCACACAAUCAUCAACCCCUUGCCAAGAGCAACACACAGCGCUUCAAUAAUGUUGUGUACAACUUUCAAGCAGCAUACACAGUUUCAAAUACCAGUGAAGAUUCUUAUCAUGACAUUAUCAACAACCACUUUAUUGUCGGACCUAGUACCACAAGUUCCAGCGAUGCAUCCUACCAGAUCAAUUCCGGACAAAUAGUCUAUGCCACUGGAAACUAUCUUGAGACCAACAAGGAUGGCACCUUGAAUGGAGCGGCCUACAACACGGUGGGAAGUGCAACUGUAGCCAAUACUGCGCUCGAAGAGAUGUCUCUCAUUAUCGUCGCCGUCACUGCCGCUCAAGCAUAUACUUCCUUGAUAACUAAGAUGACAUAG
This is a messenger RNA of Talaromyces marneffei, 624 nucleotides long. RefSeq lists its product as uncharacterized. The coding region runs from base 1 to 624 and encodes 207 amino acids. The record is from RefSeq and is a predicted model, not a curated record. The transcript is spliced from 2 exons. Lineage: Eukaryota; Fungi; Ascomycota; Eurotiomycetes; Eurotiales; Trichocomaceae.